This is a messenger RNA of Somion occarium, 1488 nucleotides long. The record is from the annotation of a GenBank genome assembly. NCBI's taxonomy places the organism in Eukaryota, Fungi, Basidiomycota, Agaricomycetes, Polyporales, Cerrenaceae.
AUGAGUGUGUUUGACCGUCGGAGACAGAAAUCCCUCUUACCUCUCUUCCACCACAUCGUCUGCUCGUCGUCGCACGUCGCCUGGCCAACGUUCGCAACGAUGGCCAAGGUCCUUUUGGCUCCCCAGAGCCCUCUCACGUGGCCCGUGCGUCCGUGCAUCAGUUCGCACGGAUGACAUAAUCGUGUUCGACUCGUUUUCCUCCUUUGCCCAACCGUGCCCUCUUCAUCGUGGUCAACGUCCUGCUGCUGCCGUUUGCUCCCUGUCUUCGUGUCGUAGAACUAUAUCUACCCGCUAUGGCUCAGCAGCCAACUGUCAUGCCUCAGGAUAUGAUGCAGCAACCUCAUCCGCAGACCAUGCACCCCGUUAACUCGUAUUACCCCGAAAACCCUAACGACCUGACUGGAGGGCUGCCUAUUAACCUCGACUCCCUGCGUGAUGGCCCGCCCGGAAGCAAGCCUUUCUAUCCCUACUCGACACUUAUCCGUUACGCGAUCAAGGGAGCUCCAAACCAGAAACUCUUGCUAGAGGAUAUUUACUAUGCUAUCGAGUCCAGAUUCCCCUACUUCAGGACCGCGCCUCCCGGAUGGAAGAACUCUGUCCGUCACAAUCUCUCACUAAACCCCUGCUUCGAGAAAGUCCCACGCCCAUUGACGGACCGGGGCAAGGGUUCAUAUUGGACCGUCAAUGACAAUGUCGAUCCUCGAACCGGCGUCCAUCGUGUGCGAAAGAAGAAGAAGAGCAGCUCGGCGAAACAAUCACAAUCUCAGCAAGCCCAGCAUCAAAUUGAGGAGGACAUUGACUAUCAUCCAGUAGCGCAGGAGCCCACUACUUUUCAUGAUCCAAGUGCUCAGUAUGUGCAACCGCAAGCUAUUGACCCUAACACUGCUGGUCCAAGUCGACAACCAGAGUAUCCCACAACGUAUCCUCCGCCGUUUGAUCCCAACUUCACUAUGAUGCCUCCUGCUCCACCACAGAACAUGCGCUAUGUCCCACCUAUGGGACUUUUCUCCCCAGACGAAAGCCUUCCAUAUGACGAGCAUGGUCAAGUCAACUGGCAUGUUGCAUGGCGCAAGGAGCUCAGCAACCUCACGCAGCUCACAGAGGAACAGGAGAAAGCUGGUGCUGAUCCUGAGUGGUUCAGGAUAAUGUUAUGGAGGCUUCGUUCUGCGCUGAUGGCGCCUCCUGCCGAUCCUAGUCUUCAUGGUAUGCCCGGUGCUCCGCCGCCGCCGCAUAGCCACGGAAUGCCAGGUCAAGCACCUAAUGGAGAGGUGCCUCAGGAAUAGACUGAUCGCGUAGUUUAAAUGGCUUGGGGGUGACAUUUAUUAUACCAAAGUAUUCUGGAUUAUUGCAACUGUUUCCUGUGCGUCUUCGCGCAUUUAUUCUUGACGCUAUUUACGUGUACUCUUUCAUGACUACCUGGGCUUCUACCUAAAUAUUUUCUGUCCGUUAUUUUAGUAGUUUCUUAUGAAAGUUGGAAUCUAGUCUGUG